Messenger RNA from Closterium sp. Naga37s-1, 2796 nucleotides. NCBI's taxonomy places the organism in Eukaryota, Viridiplantae, Streptophyta, Zygnematophyceae, Desmidiales, Closteriaceae. The record is from the annotation of a GenBank genome assembly.
AUGCCGUCAUCUUGGGAUCAUCGGAUGCGGGGCAGCAGCAGGAAGCCAUCGAAGCCAGGGUGCCGGCCUGCUGUGCUGCGCACCGACCGCCUUCCUCCACCCGCCCCUCCCUCCACCACCCCGCCUCCCCUGCUCCCACCUUCUGCACCACCUGCUGCACCCUCUCGCCCCAAACUCUCACUUUCACUCGCUCUGCCAUGCUGCCACGCACUGCCAACUGUCACACCCUCUGCUGCCGCUGCUGUUGCGCUUUCAUGUGGGCGAGGGCUCAUCUUCCCCUGGCCUGCUGUUGCGCUUUCAUGUGGGCGAGGGCUCAUCUUCCCCUGGCCUGCUGUUGCGCUUUCAUGUGGGCGAGGGCUCAUCUUCCCCUGGCCUGCUGUUGCGCUUUCAUGUGGGCGAGGGCUCAUCUUCCCCUGGCCUGCUGUUGCGCUUUCAUGUGGGCGAGGGCUCAUCUUCCCCUGGCCUGCUGUUGCGCUUUCAUGUGGGCGAGGGCUCAUCUUCCCCUGGCCUGCUCUUGCGCUUUCAUGUGGGCGAGGGCUCAUCUUCCCCUGGCCUGCUCUUGCGCUUUCAUGUGGGCGAGGGCUCAUCUUCCCCUGGCCUGCUCUUGCGCUUUCAUGUGGGCGAGGGCUCAUCUUCCCCUGGCCUGCUCUUGCGCUUUCAUGUGGGCGAGGGCUCAUCUUCCCCUGGCCUGCUCUUGCGCUUUCAUGUGGGCGAGGGCUCAUCUUCCCCUGGCCUGCUCUUGCGCUUUCAUGUGGGCGAGGGCUCAUCUUCCCCUGGCCUGCUCUUGCGCUUUCAUGUGGGCGAGGGCUCAUCUUCCCCUGGCCUGCUCUUGCCCUUUCAUGUGGGCGAGGGCUCAUCUUCCCCUGGCCUGCUCUUGCCCUUUCAUGUGGGCGAGGGCUCAUCUUCCCCUCGCCUGCUCUUGCGCUUUCAUGUGGGCGAGGGCUCAUCUUCCCCUCGCCUGCUCUUGCGCUUUCAUGUGGGCGAGGGCUCAUCUUCCCCUCGCCUGCUCUUGCGCUUUCAUGUGGGCGAGGGCUCAUCUUCCCCUCGCCUGCUCUUGCGCUUUCAUGUGGGCGAGGGCUCAUCUUCCCCUCGCCUGCUCUUGCGCUUUCAUGUGGGCGAGGGCUCAUCUUCCCCUCGCCUGCUCUUGCGCUUUCAUGUGGGCGAGGGCUCAUCUUCCCCUCGCCUGCUCUUGCGCUUUCAUGUGGGCGAGGGCUCAUCUUCCCCUCGCCUGCUCUUGCGCUUUCAUGUGGGCGAGGGCUCAUCUUCCCCUCGCCUGCUCUUGCGCUUUCAUGUGGGCGAGGGCUCAUCUUCCCCUCGCCUGCUCUUGCGCUUUCAUGUGGGCGAGGGCUCAUCUUCCCCUCGCCUGCUCUUGCGCUUUCAUGUGGGCGAGGGCUCAUCUUCCCCUCGCCUGCUCUUGCGCUUUCAUGUGGGCGAGGGCUCAUCUUCCCCUCGCCUGCUCUUGCGCUUUCAUGUGGGCGAGGGCUCAUCUUCCCCUCGCCUGCUCUUGCGCUUUCAUGUGGGCGAGGGCUCAUCUUCCCCUCGCCUGCUCUUGCGCUUUCAUGUGGGCGAGGGCUCAUCUUCCCCUCGCCUGCUCUUGCGCUUUCAUGUGGGCGAGGGCUCAUCUUCCCCUCGCCUGCUCUUGCGCUUUCAUGUGGGCGAGGGCUCAUCUUCCCCUCGCCUGCUCUUGCGCUUUCAUGUGGGCGAGGGCUCAUCUUCCCCUCGCCUGCUCUUGCGCUUUCAUGUGGGCGAGGGCUCAUCUUCCCCUCGCCUGCUCUUGCGCUUUCAUGUGGGCGAGGGCUCAUCUUCCCCUCGCCUGCUCUUGCGCUUUCAUGUGGCCGAGGGCUCAUCUUCCCCUCGCCUGCUCUUGCGCUUUCAUGUGGCCGAGGGCUCAUCUUCCCCUCGCCUGCUCUUGCGCUUUCAUGUGGCCGAGGGCUCAUCUUCCCCUCGCCUGCUCUUGCGCUUUCAUGUGGCCGAGGGCUCAUCUUCCCCUCGCCUGCUCUUGCGCUUUCAUGUGGCCGAGGGCUCAUCUUCCCCUCGCCUGCUCUUGCGCUUUCAUGUGGCCGAGGGCUCAUCUUCCCCUCGCCUGCUCUUGCGCUUUCAUGUGGCCGAGGGCUCAUCUUCCCCUCGCCUGCUCUUGCGCUUUCAUGUGGCCGAGGGCUCAUCUUCCCCUCGCCUGCUCUUGCGCUUUCAUGUGGCCGAGGGCUCAUCUUCCCCUCGCCUGCUCUUGCGCUUUCAUGUGGCCGAGGGCUCAUCUUCCCCUCGCCUGCUCUUGCGCUUUCAUGUGGCCGAGGGCUCAUCUUCCCCUCGCCUGCUCUUGCGCUUUCAUGUGGCCGAGGGCUCAUCUUCCCCUCGCCUGCUCUUGCGCUUUCAUGUGGCCGAGGGCUCAUCUUCCCCUCGCCUGCUCUUGCGCUUUCAUGUGGCCGAGGGCUCAUCUUCCCCUCGCCUGCUCUUGCGCUUUCAUGUGGCCGAGGGCUCAUCUUCCCCUCGCCUGCUCUUGCGCUUUCAUGUGGCCGAGGGCUCAUCUUCCCCUCGCCUGCUCUUGCGCUUUCAUGUGGCCGAGGGCUCAUCUUCCCCUGGCCUGCUGUGCGUGUGCCUGGCAUGGCACUCUCAAUCGCCCGCACCCUGCAGCAAACCUUUUCUGCUGAGCUAGCAACCUUGGCUGCUGAGCUGGCAACCUUGGCGGUCGAGCUGGCAGUCAUACCAGUAGAGGGGACCGUGGUACCAACAGAGCAGGCAGCAGUGCCAGCUGCUGUGCCAGCAGCAGCUGCUGCAGCAGUGGAGCCAACAGCGCAGUGA